GGCACUGCCCUUAAAUGACCCUUUUUCUAAUAGAAGGAGCUGUUUGGGGAGUACAAGGGGAGCAGACCCAGAUAUACAUGCACCCCCUCUUUCUACUUGUUAUUAUAAACCCAGAAGUUUGAGGUUUCCUUUAUCCUUAUGAUGUGCAGGGUAAGUACCACCCAGCAGCAUUUAUACCUUACCCCCAUCCAUGAUACAAAUGGACAAGCCCAAAUAGUUUUAAUGCUAAUAAUCAUUUCCCCCCAUCUACGUGUGCCAGAAACUGACAUUUCAAUACAUUUCAGUCCCCCCCGCCCCAAACUAUGAUAUGGGAGGAGCCUUGUUACUCUGAGAGGUUCUGUGGGACAAUAGUCAGGGUGGGGUCAGUUGGCUCCCUGCUGGGCUACUUGCCCCCAUACAGGCUUUUAUAUGCAGAGGAACGAGUAACAAUGGGAGAAGUAAGGGAGGAGCCGGGGCAGAGUCUCCCCUUUAUCCUCAUUACUCCCCAUGGCUAAGGGCAGAAGGGGGGAGUAGUAUAAAGAGUUGGGGAAUAUCUCCAAGGAGCAGAUUUCUGGGGAGAGUCUCUGCUGAGGACGUACCAGGGGGAAGAGAAGAAGAGCCGGACAGGAAGGAAUUCUUACCCAGACACAGGUUCCCGGGGGGUCGGACUGGAGAGAAUAAGGAUUUACCCAGAGGGGGAUUUUCCCAAUCCCAGAGACCAGCAGGAUACAAGAGAAAAUAAUGCUGCUUCAUAUCAGGAAUUGGCCUGAGAAAGAGCAGCAGAACCUCAGUGCUGGGAGAUAUUGUUUAGUUCCAUAUGGAUCUGACAUGUCCAGGAUGAAGAAGAUCAUAGAAGUUGGAAGGGAAAGUAAAAAUGUUCAGGGGAACCUCAGCCGAACCCAAACUCCCAAUGAAUCUGUCAGAACCCCCAACCAGAAUGAGAGGUUCCAGGUAUCUCAGGAACAUUGUGUUGAUGGAACCUCUUCUGCUCUACAAAUACAAAAGCUACAUAAUACUACUAAUAUACAGGAUAUCAGAAGGCCCAAUAUUUCCAAACUUAAAAAGGCGAAGUCCUCUGUAAAAUCACACAUUGCCAAGAUGUGUCACCAAGGCACAAAAAUGCAUAUUUCCUCUAAAGCCCACAGUGCCCUGAAACCUUUUAUCUGCCCAAAAUGUGAGAGGAGAUUUUGUGACAUCCGGAACCUUCUCACCCACCAGAGAAUCCACACGGGGAGGAGCUUUGUCUGCUCCAAAUGUGGGAAAUGUUUCUCUCACAGAAAGAUCCUCAUUGCUCAUAAAUGGGUUCAUACUGGGAGGAAACCAUUCACCUGCACUGAAUGUGAUAUGGGCUUCUUAUGGAACAGGGACCUUCAGGAACAUAAAAAGAGCCAUAAAAGAAGAAAAAAUAGCAGCUAUCUCUUGGCUCACAGGGGAAAGAGACUGAAAGAAGUUAGUACUGACUCUUGUAAAAGAGAGAAGGUGUUUUACUGCAGAGAGUGUGGUAAAAGCUUCAGGCAAAAGUCUAGGCUUGAGAUCCACAUUCAGUGCCACACAGGCGAGAAGCCAUUUGUCUGUGUUCAUUGUGGGAAAGGCUUCAGAGAUAAGUAUAAACUCAGUCUGCAUCUAAGGAUUCACACAGGAGAGAAACCAUUUGUCUGCACUGAGUGUGGGAAAGGCUUUAGGGAUUCGAGCUCUCUGAAAUCUCACCUCCAGAUUCACACAGGAGAGAAACCAUUUGUCUGCACUGAGUGUGGGAAAGGCUUCAGGAAAAAGUGUGAUCUCAAAUCUCACCUUCAUAUUCACACCGGAGUGAACCCAUUUGCCUGCACUGAGUGUGGGAAAUGUUUCAGGGAUAAAAGCGAACUGAACAUUCAUAUUAACGUACACACAGGAAAGACUUUCCCCUGUACGGAGUGUGGCAAAUCCUUUGCAGCAAAGAACAAUCUGAAAAGGCACCAAAUGGUUCACACUGGGGAGAAACCACACGAGUGCACAGAGUGUGGGAAACGAUUCAUGGAGAAAAGUAAACUAGAGAGACAUUAUCUAAAUCAUACUGGAGUGAAACCAUUCAGCUGCUGUGAGUGUGGAGAACAGUUCAAAUGGAAACACCAGCUCCAGUAUCACCAACUGAGUCACACUGGGGAGAGGCCAUUUGUCUGUACUGAGUGUGGGAAGAGCUACAAGAGUAAGGAUACACUCACUGCACACGGUCUUAUUCACACUGGGGAGAAACCAUUUGUGUGCCCUGAGUGUGGGAAACCAUAUAAGAGCUACAGUGCACUGAGGUACCACCUCCAGACUCACAUUAGAUGAUAGUAUCUUGCUAGUAUCCCACAUCUCAAUGUUCCUGAGCUAUCCCUCAUCUCAACGUUCCUGAGCUAUCCCUCAUCUCAACGUUCCUGAGCUAUCCCACAUCUCA
Molecule: messenger RNA, 2398 nt
Organism: Xenopus tropicalis (tropical clawed frog)
Lineage: Eukaryota; Metazoa; Chordata; Amphibia; Anura; Pipidae
Product: gastrula zinc finger protein XlCGF57.1-like
Exons: 3
Coding region: 721-2292 (523 amino acids)
Cellular component (GO): nucleus
Source: RefSeq, a predicted model, not a curated record